Ciona intestinalis (vase tunicate) is the source of this 1166-nucleotide messenger RNA. NCBI's taxonomy places the organism in Eukaryota, Metazoa, Chordata, Ascidiacea, Phlebobranchia, Cionidae. The record is from RefSeq and is a predicted model, not a curated record.
UGGGUAAAUACAUUUCACGUGUUUUCGUCCUGCGUGCGGGUUUUGUUUACAACUUUUAAAACCUAUACCUAGCGUUGCAUUAGCUGUUAGAGAUCAAAAUAUCAAGUAAAAUGGUCGUGCGAGCGGAGGCGUUGUUGCAGAAAAUACAAAAAGAAGAGGAAGAAAAGCUUUUGUCGAUUCAGGUUCCGAAAACCAUCGACGUUGCGAUUGACGCAGGAAAUCUUCUUGCGUGCGAUUCAAAUCCUAUUGACACAAAACAACUCCGAUCUGACAAAGAAAAUUACCUAAAGAAUCUCGCAAGGGAAGGAACACAAUUGCUAUUUAACGAAAUAUGGAAGUUACCAAUUGAAAGAGUUCAAGAUGCUGUAAUAGCAAAGGUGCCUGCGCCUACUACAGUGAUACCCAGAGAAAAACCAAUUCCUAAAGCAAAGCCACCAACUAAAUGGGAAGAAUAUGCAAAACUGAAGGGAAUCAGAAAGUUAAAGAAAGGAAGAAUGGUUUGGGAUGAUGAAUCAAAAUCCUGGAAACCAAGAUGGGGUUACAAACGAGCGAAUGAUGAUACAAAAGAAUGGGUGUUAGAAGUGCCAGCUAAUGCAGAUCCCAAUGAAGAUCAGUUUGAAAAGAAAUUAAAAGAAAAGAAGGAAAGAGUGGCAAAGAAUGAGCUGCAGAGAUUACGUAAUGUUGCUCGGAGAACUGGAAAGAAAGUUCCAGGUGUUGGAAGGACUGCUGUUGGACAAGAGAAACAAUCUAAAUUAGAACUUGAAGCUGCUUUCCAUGUUUCAAAACAAGCAACUGCAUCUCUCGGUCGGUUUCAAGAAACUUUGAAAGGAGAAAAAAAUGUUAAGAAACGUGGCCAGAAGCGAAAGUUUGAAGCUGUUACUCAGAAGUGCAACACGGAAAAAGAGAAACAGUUGAGUAUACUGAACCAAAUGUACAAAAAGUCCCCACAGUUGAAUCUCACCAAGGCCGUGAACAAAGAGAUUCAGGACGGACAAGUAAAGAAUCCGAAAGCGGGUAAAAGAAAAAACACGAAACCAGCCAAGUCAAAAGCUGGUGGAAAACGUCCAACGCGGGGCAAACGUUGAUCGAUGUUUAAUUUGUUUGUAACAAUUUUUCUUUCCGGUUAAGAUGCUGUCAUAAACGAAAUACAAACAGUAAACACGCAA